Adelges cooleyi (spruce gall adelgid) is the source of this 871-nucleotide messenger RNA. Its product is annotated as flightin. The transcript is spliced from 4 exons. Lineage: Eukaryota; Metazoa; Arthropoda; Insecta; Hemiptera; Adelgidae. The record is from RefSeq and is a predicted model, not a curated record. The coding region runs from base 154 to 753 and encodes 199 amino acids.
CCUGAAACAUUGGGCGCCGGCCACGCUCACGGCCACCGUUGAAUUAUAAGUUGUGCGCGCCAAAGGGGUAAUCGGUACAUUUAAGCUGAUCGCAGUCGGCGCUCAAUUGGAUCGGAAUUCGUUUAUAAGUUGUAGAUCCAUUACGAUCACGCCAUGGCCGAUCCAGACGCAGGGUGGAAUUUCGAGGACUUUGCAGAAGAAGCGGCGCCCGCCGACGACGUACAAGCCGCGGAAGAAGAGACUGCAGAAGGGGAAACAGCGGCCCCCGUCGAGGCGCCAAAACCGCCUGCGGAAUGGAGGAAAACUUAUAAAAAAGCUAUCGAGGAGAAGGACGCUCGCAGGAUCUUCAGGCACUGGGCCAGACCGACCAGGCUUCAAUACAAAAUAAUUUACGAUUACCAGCACAACUACUACGACGACUACAUCCACUACAUGGAUAGACGGCAGAGGGGCCUAUACGACCCAGUGCCGGUGCCUCAGACUUGGGAAGAGCGCGUGCUGAGGACUUGCACCAAGGACGGCCGCAGACUGUCUGCCAACGACUAUCCGCCCACAAGGUCCAAGCUCAACGAUUACGCCAUAAUCCCGUCCAUUUGCCGCGCAGACCACGACAAGCACUACUACUACAGACAGUUCUAUGACUACCUCAUUGGAACGCCAUGGGUGACUGUGUCGACUUUGGGACGCAACCCGAACGUCUUGGAAGUGCCGAGACCAACCAUCAAAGACAGAUUGCACGCUCAAAACAUCUGAGCUCCAAAGCCAACGGCCGAGACAAUGAUAUAGACGUAUACUACAUACUCUGUUGUAUAUAUAAUACACACUCAAGCAUAUAUAAUACCAUCAAUCAAUAAAUACUGUUUCUGUAAAA